AUGGUGCAUCCUGCCCAGGGAGGCGUGGAGGUUGGCUCAGCGGGUUCUGGGGCUGCGGCCGCGACCUUUUGUGGUGGUCGCAGCGGUGCUCCGUCUGUCGUCUCCUCGCAGAAUGACAUCACAAGCGAGGCGCGUCUGGACCAGAUCGUGGCUGUGUUGGAGGAGAAGCGCGUGGAGCGGCAGCGCAAGAUGUUCGAGGACAUGAUUGUCUUCGAGGGCGGCGCCGUUUCCGACCACCCGUCUCUGGGCACGAGGCUCAUCAUGCGGGACUUUGUGCACUUUGCCCUCUACAACAACAAAUGGGGCUACUAUCCGAAGCUGUUUCGCAAGUAUCGUCAACUGAUGACCACGGGCUACUUCGACCCCGUCCCGUUCGCCUCACUGCGCAACCAGCAUGACUAUGAACGGUAUGCCGCGAAGCUGCAUGAGUCGACACCGGGUUUCGUGACACCCACGCAGCUCUUUCAGCCCUACUACGGCUGGGUGCUGGCGGAGUACUUCGUGACGACACACCGCGCCAAGUUUGAUCCCCGCGAGCCGCUCAUCGUGUACGACAUCGGCGCCGGCACCGGGGCUCUAGCGUUGUCUGUGCUUGACUACCUGGCCGAGCACUUUCCUGACCUCUACGCCACAUGCGAGUACCACGCCGUGGAGCAGAACCCUCAUCUGAUCCAGGUACUGCGCAACAAGCUUAUCCACCACUACCACCACGUCAACGUCCACCAUCUGUCGGUGCUGAACUGGCGGCAGCUGGAGAAGCGGCGCUGCGUCGUGCUCGCCGUGGAGCUCUUCUCCGGCAUGCCGCACGACUGCGUGUUGUGGGACCAAGAGGCGGUCGUGAGUGAGCACUGGUUCGGCUUUCAGCAGCACGACAACCUCGCCACGGCGCACGAGCGCUACUACGCCCUACAGGAUCCGGUUAUUCUGCGUUAUCUGCGCUAUCUUAACUGGAUGCAGGAGGAGUCGUUUCACAACUUGAAGGUUCUUUGCCGUACUGAGGGCCGCGAAACCCUCGACGCGCCGAGGCGGCGGAGUAUCGAGCCCAAUAUGGCCGACUCCACCAUCGCGAUAUUCACGAAGAUGGCGUACAUCAUGAGCCCCUUCCACACUGCCUGGCUGCCGACGGUGCAGAUGGUCUUUCUUGAGAUGCUCGCUCAGUACUUCCCUCGUCACCACCUCUUCGCAGCGGACUGGUCUAGCGUGCGACAAGCAUUGCCCGGCGUGAACGGCCCUGUGCUGCAGGUGAAGCUGCGGGUGGCCAAGGAUAUUUACCUGCGCAAGCCCGUCGACGCACUGCAUGCGAAUGCUGGCAUGGUCGACAUGUGCUUCCCAACAGACUUUGAUCACCUGUCCAUUGUGUAUGCCCGCAUCUGCGGGACGCAGAAGGAGGUGGAGUCGAUGCGGCACCCUGUGUUCUGGCAGACACACGGCGGGGACAAGACGGCGCUCUUCACAACUCGCAGCGGAUACAACCCGCUGCUGGAGGAUUUUCAGCAGUUCCACGUCUUUACCUCACACCACCCGCCAGAGCUGUAG
Molecule: messenger RNA, 1536 nt
Organism: Leishmania mexicana MHOM/GT/2001/U1103
Lineage: Eukaryota; Euglenozoa; Kinetoplastea; Trypanosomatida; Trypanosomatidae
Exons: 1
Coding region: 1-1536 (511 amino acids)
Cellular component (GO): mitochondrion
Molecular function (GO): protein-arginine omega-N symmetric methyltransferase activity
Source: RefSeq, a predicted model, not a curated record